UUGUUUUGUGUUGAAGAAUGAAAAGAAUCAAUAUCAAAUGCUGAAAAGAAAGCUUCCAACGUGAUUCAUAGUUUAUAUCAAAGGAUAAACCACUUGCAGAAUGCAGUGCAAGAAAGUAUUGAACAGAGGAGAAAGCUAGAAGAACAUAUACAAAAUUUAGAGAGUGAAAAUGUUAUGCUGAAGAAAAAAUUGCAAGAACAGCAUAAACGUGCUCAGUUUCUUUCAGAGGAGUCUGACAAGAGUCGUGAGACUGCACAAAUUGCCAAAAGAGACAUUGAAGAAGUAAGACAAAAACUAAAAGAAGAACAUGAACAUGCCCGAAGACUUACAGAGAAUUUUCGUAGAGAUGUUUUAGCUGCUGAAUCUAGAGCUGCUUUUGCUGAGGAAACUCUCAGUGAUCUUCAGAGGAAAAUCAUACUGUCAAAUUGUGAUAAGGUCUGUUCUAUAUGCUUGACCAAUGAAAAGGACUUAGCCUUUGGAUGUGGACACAUGACUUGUAGAGACUGUGGAUCAAAAUUAUCAAAAUGUCCUAUAUGUCGUGAACAGAUUAGAAACUAUAUCAAGCUAUUUCCUGGGUGAUUUAUUAUUCAUUUGAAUUACGUUAUUUUGAGG
Molecule: messenger RNA, 612 nt
Organism: Abrus precatorius (Indian licorice)
Lineage: Eukaryota; Viridiplantae; Streptophyta; Magnoliopsida; Fabales; Fabaceae
Product: E3 ubiquitin-protein ligase RGLG3-like
Exons: 6
Coding region: 175-579 (134 amino acids)
Source: RefSeq, a predicted model, not a curated record